Salvelinus namaycush (lake trout) is the source of this 1439-nucleotide messenger RNA. Its product is annotated as stonustoxin subunit beta-like. The transcript has 5 exons. The record is from RefSeq and is a predicted model, not a curated record. The annotation marks the transcript as partial. Lineage: Eukaryota; Metazoa; Chordata; Actinopteri; Salmoniformes; Salmonidae.
AAGAGGAAAACACCACAACUCAGGAGGAACAGAUUGCCUCCAGGCUGGAAGCUAGACUCCAGAGAGAGAUCAUGAUUCUACAACAUAAUACAGAGGAGCUUCCUGCUGACAACUCUGAACAGAACGUCAAGAACGCUAACAUUGAGCUGAACAAUCCUGCCAAGCAUUUCUGCAGAGGCCUGACUGAAGACUGGACAGCAGACAGUGUUGUGGUGGCUGCCCUCGGUCGUCCUUUAGAUCUCGGGAUGCUGUAUGACUGCCGCAAUGACUCAUUUUGUUCAGAUGUCAGUCUUUGGGAUAACAGUACAAUAGCUUCCAUGCAGCUGUCCCUCCCUCGGCCUCUCACAGAGGUGAAGUGUAUUGAAGGAGACUCCUUACAGGACAGAUUCAGGGCUCUGGAUGUGACCACUCCUCUCAGAGCCAGUGUCCUGUCUGGACUGGUGGAGGUUGGUGGUGCUGCUGGAUACCUGAAACAUCCUGUUCAGUCCACACUGCAGGACCGGGUCACUCUACAGUACAGAACCACUACCAGACUGGACAUGCUCAGUCACAACGUGCUUCAGGAGGAGACAGACAGAACACAGCUAAAGGCAACUCAUGUGGUCAUGGCUGUUCUCUAUGGAGCUCAAGCAUUCUUUAUCUUUGACAGCAAACACAUCAGCAGACAACACAGUGGUGCAGGAGAGGCAGAUAUGCACAGUGUUGUGAAGAAGAUGAUGCCCACCUUCAGUGCAGAUCAGAUCUUUUCCAGCUUGAGUGACACUGAGAAACUGAACAGUUCGUUGUAUCAGUGUACUCUCUACAGUGAUGUAGACCAUAUCAAUGGCUCCAUGACGUGUGACAGAGCUCUGCAAGUCUAUGAAACUCUCCCGAAGCACCUUGGACAGCAAGGAGAGAAAGCAGUGCCUCUGUACGCAUGGCUCUAUCCUCUGAAGAAUCUGGACAAUUCAGUUGAAAUCACGCUCCGAUAUUUCACAAAGGCAGAGGGUGUGCUGGACCAUCUGAGGCAGGUCACCAUGAGAUGCCAGGAGAUGACAGACGUCACCAAUGGUUGUGUGAUGAAAUGGUUUCCUGAUCUGAAGUAUAAACUGUCUAGAUUAUCAGAGCUUCUGCAGAAGUACCAGUCUGAGUUUAAGAGAGAGCUGGCCAUGGCAGUAAAGGCCAUGAGAGAGAGUGAAGGGGUGGAUGAAAACAGACUGAGAGACAUUCUCCAGAACCAUGACCAGUCUCCGUUCUGUCUUCAGUCUAUACAGCUGUGGCUAAACAACAAGGCAGCAGAGGUGAAGGCUCUGAAUGUCUGUAAAACAAGAAACAUCCCCAUAAUGAAAUCCCAGGAAGAGCUGGGCGGUGUCCUCAGAUCCUCAAAGGACAGGCUGCUGUGUUUCACUCUGACCUCCCUGGAGGAUGAAGAUCCAUUCCUCUCUACUUUGAAGCAUUAC